GUCUUGACAGCAUUUUAUUAACCAAUCAGUGAAAGCCAAAUAGGGUGUGUAUCAUGAAUUGAAAAUAUAAUCCAAUGAACGAUAAGAAAAUUUUUUGUUUCCUGUCCUACUGAUUGGUGAAUCGAUAAGCUCAAACCCAAAUGGUCAUAUUCGUUAAUGAGUGGGCGGAGUAUCUGAAAUAAGUUUAAGGGUAUAAGGAGGUGUGGCAUAAUUCAUUUUAAGAUUUACAACCUACGUCGGAAGAUGGGAGUAGCUUCGAAUAACGGUAUCACAGGGAAACUUGUUUUAACUGUACUUAUAACAUGUGUUGGAUCAUCAUUUCUAAUCGGAUACAAUCUUGGAGUUUUGAAUCUACCAAGAAGGAAUAUUGAAAUAUAUUUCAAUGAGACAGUUGUUCCAAAUACUCCAGAAUUAGAUUCAAGCUUCUUCUACACUCAUGUCAGUACAAUAUUUGUAGUUGCCGCUGCAAUAGGAGCAUUCAGUUGUGGUUGGGUUGCUGAUGGACUUGGUCGACGGAAUGGUUUAAUACUCAAUAAUGUUAUUGGCAUUAUUGGUGGUGUAAUUGUUGGUCCUUGUGUUCUUGUCAAACAACCUGCGUUAUUAUAUGUUGGUCGUUUUGUUAUUGGUAUUAAUAGCGGCAUUACAAUUGGCAUAGCUUCACUUUAUUUAACUGAAGUGGCACCACGUGAUCUACGUGGUGGUAUUGGUGCUUGUCAUCAGUUAGCUGUAACUGUUGGUAUUGCUUUCUCGUAUUUCAUUACAUUUACAUUUCUGUUGAAUACACUAAAUCUAUGGCCACUUGCUGUUGCUUUGGGUGCCGUUCCAGCAGCUAUAUCAUUGGUUACUUUACCAUUUUGUCCUGAAAGUCCACGGUUUUUAUACAUGAAAAAACAUAAAGAAGCUGAGGCACGUAAAGCAUUUUUGCAAUUAAAUGUUAAAGAAAAUGUCGAUACAUUUAUUGGUGAAUUACGUGAGGAAAUUGAAGUAGCGAAAAAUCAACCAGUUUUUAAAUUUACACAAUUAUUUACACAAAGAGAUCUUCGAAUGCCAGUGCUUAUUGCUUGUUUAAUACAAGUUUUACAACAAUUAUCUGGAAUUAAUGCGGUUAUAACAUACUCAUCUCUUAUGCUAGAAUUAGCUGGUAUUCCUGAUGUUUACUUACAAUAUUGUGUCUUUGCUAUUGGAGUUCUUAAUGUUAUCGUAACUAUUGUCUCUCUCCCACUAAUCGAACGUGCUGGACGUCGUACAUUAUUAUUAUGGCCUACAGUAUCAUUAGCUUUAUCCUUGUUAUUACUUACGAUAUUUGUUAAUUUGGCAGAUUCCGGUCCGCAAAGUACGAAAAAUGCUAUGGGUAUAAUAUCGAUCAUUUUGAUAUUAAUUUAUAUAUGCAGUUUUGCACUUGGCUUGGGUCCAGUUCCUGCAUUAAUUGUAUCAGAAAUAUUUAGACAAGGUCCACGUGCUGCAGCUUAUUCACUGAGUCAAUCAAUUCAAUGGUUAUCCAAUCUAAUUGUAUUGUGUAGUUAUCCUGUUAUACAGAAAAACAUCGGUGGUUAUUCAUUUUUGCCCUUCCUUGUGGUCGUUGUGAUUUGCUGGAUCUUCUUUUUCCUGUUUAUGCCAGAAACUAAAAAUCGUACAUUUGAUGAAGUUGCACGUGAUCUUGCAUUUGGAAAUAUUGUUGUAGGCAAACGUACUACGGCUUUGGAAGAUCGUAAUCUUACUGUAUUCACUAAACAAGGGAAUAAUGAAGGUCCAGCCUCUGAGUCAUUACUUUAUCCUCGAAGUGACAAUGACAAAGGUAUGUAUGCAUAAAGGAGUUUUGGGAAUAUGUUUACAGAACAUAACUGGUUAAACUGAAGAAAAAAAAUCAUAGACACUUCAUUGAGUUUAUAGUCUAGGGAAUUAGUGUAUGCACCUUCCAUUUUAUAUAAAUAUAACAUAUAUAUGUACGCUAUAACAUAUGUGUAUAAUUUCACUUCAUUAUAUAAUGUAUGAAACAUGCAUAUAAUUUUCAUCUAUCAGGUUAUUUUCAUUAUUUUAAAUCAAUGUUGUCAUACAAACACAAUGACGAUCCUUUUUGUCUUAUGUUGUUAUGAUUACUAUGUGUUUAUCAAUAUCUAUAUUUUGUGUGCUGUUCAUUCUUUAUCAUUUAACUAUUCAUCUUUCAUUACUCGUUUAAUGUUAACGAUGAUGAUGAUGAUGAUGAUGAUGACGAUGAUUUUACACCAUGAACGUAUAGUUUUUAACUUGUGAAACAGAUAACUUUCUUUUGAGUUCCUUUGGCUUUGUUUUUGCUUAAUUUGUCCAAAUCAACUUCUUUUUUUUUAAUAAAAGAGAAAAGAACUAUUACGUAUUAUGAACAAUAAUUGUGCUCAUUGUAAUUCUACAAAGAGCAGAAUUAAUUAUCAAUGAUGUUUUAAAAGACUGAACAAUAAGUAAUAUCAAAAAUUUAAAAAAAAACAACUAACAAAUAGAGAACACCCCCCUUCACAAAUUUUCUUACAUUAUGUAACCUAAGUUACUAAAUACUGUUCUAUUUCUUGUUAUUUUUUUUAAAUAUUUUACCUGGUGACUUUACUUAUUCAAUAAGCUUUGAAUGUAAACUUUGAUCUCUAAAAUAAAAAUAAAAUUAUUGUUAUAACUAACAUGAUUAUGAUGACCAAUUUUUUUAAAUUAUAUUCAUGAAUUGAAUUAUUGUUCCUUUAUCUCUUCACCGCACAAAUUGCUGUAUAAUCCUUAAAUUAUCAUUAUUACUAUUUGUAUUAUUAUUAUUACUAUCAUUAUUGUCAUCUAAUUCAUAUUUUUCAUAAGAUCUUGUCAACUGGUUGCAUCGAAUAAUUUCAUAUCCCCAUUACUACUACUACUUUUGUUGAUUGUCCUGAAUUUUUCUUUCUUUAUUUCAAAUGUUUCGUUUCUUUCAAUGAAUUCCUGUGAUGAUGACGACACUGUUUAUAUAACACAGGAAAACAAACAAACAACCCGACAGUAAUGAAUAGUUUAUUUGUAUUUUCUAGAAAAAAAGAUGCUUGUCAAAUGCAUACAAGCUUAUUUGGUUUAAUAUGUGUGCGGUUUUUGUUUUUUCAAAUGAUACGUGCUUCUGUAAUCAAUUUCAGAUUCUUAAAGUAAAAUUUAUACAUCAUAUGUGUAUCAUUUUUGUUAUGUGUUAAUUACUUGCAGUUUUUAUGAUGGGUGUAAGUUUACAUAUAAUUCAUCUAUCUGUUUUGU
Schistosoma rodhaini is the source of this 3222-nucleotide messenger RNA. NCBI's taxonomy places the organism in Eukaryota, Metazoa, Platyhelminthes, Trematoda, Strigeidida, Schistosomatidae. The record is from the annotation of a GenBank genome assembly.